This is a messenger RNA of Lytechinus variegatus (green sea urchin), 704 nucleotides long. Its product is annotated as FYN-binding protein 1-like. The record is from RefSeq and is a predicted model, not a curated record. Lineage: Eukaryota; Metazoa; Echinodermata; Echinoidea; Temnopleuroida; Toxopneustidae. The transcript is spliced from 5 exons. Gene Ontology annotation, molecular function: protein binding. The coding region runs from base 104 to 394 and encodes 96 amino acids.
GGAAGAAAAAAAGAAGAAGGAGAAAGAGGAGAGAGAUUUGAGGAAAAGAUUCAAUAUCAAGGGUGACAUCAACAUCAUCGAUGAGGGCAUCGUCCUGGAGGCCAUGGAUGCUGAGUAUGAGAAGUAUGGGCUGCAAUGUCAGAUCGGAGAGAAGAUUGAAAUCCUCAGGAAAGAGGGAAAUCCCCCUGGGAAGUGGCUGGCUAGGAACCCAGGCGGACAUUAUGGUUACGUGGAUCAUCAGUUUGUGAGACUAGAAGGUUUUGAUGCCGGAGAGGUCUAUGAUGAUGUCAUGGCUGAAGAAAAAAAAUCAGAAACGCCGGAAAUUGUUGAACCAAUUGAAACAUUGGAAAGUGAAGAUGAGGAAGAAGAAAACAUCUAUGAUGCUGUUAAUUGAGGGACCAUCCAACUUCAUCAAGUGAACUAUCAAUUGAACAAACUUUCCAUGAUCUGUACUUCAAAGAACAAAUCGACACCCCAGUGUUUGUCUCAGCCAUGAUCUUUUGAUGAGGAGAUAUUGAACUUCUUUGGUGUGUUAAGUUGAUAUAUACAUUAUAAAAGCAGCUAUGAAGGAAUGUUUUACUUCAAGGUCCAGGAGAAAUUCUUUAUUUUAAGAGAAUAGCGCCCUCACUGCUUUUCAGACAUUCCUUUGAGAUGAUGAGGUAGAGAACAUCUUCGGUUCCACUAAUUUGCAAAAGCCAACUCUG